This is a messenger RNA of Venturia canescens, 1649 nucleotides long. It is a transcript of the gene Dus2, whose product is annotated as Dihydrouridine synthase 2. Bases 136 to 1566 code for a protein of 476 amino acids. The record is from RefSeq and is a predicted model, not a curated record. Gene Ontology annotation, molecular function: tRNA binding; tRNA dihydrouridine synthase activity; flavin adenine dinucleotide binding. Gene Ontology annotation, cellular component: cytoplasm. The transcript has 5 exons. Gene Ontology annotation, biological process: tRNA dihydrouridine synthesis. Lineage: Eukaryota; Metazoa; Arthropoda; Insecta; Hymenoptera; Ichneumonidae.
GAUAGAGUAUACUGUGCCUUUUAUGGUCCUUUCUUCGGAGUUUUCGGUGUUGAUAUUAUUGUUAAAAAAGCUUGUUAUUAACGAUCUUAGACAAAAGAUCAGGGCUUCUGAGCAUCUAUUCGAGUGAAACGAAAAAUGGUUGAAACGAAUGAAAGACUCCGUUACGAUAACAAAAUCAUUCUCGCGCCUAUGGUCCGCAUUGGAACACUUCCCAUGCGGCUUCUGGCUCUCGACUAUGGCGCCGAUAUCGUCUACACCGAGGAACUUAUCGACUUUAAACUGUUGCGAUCCGUACGCCGAGAAAAUGAUGUUUUGGGCACGAUCGAUUAUGUGGAUCGUACUGACGGGACGAUCGUCUUUCGCACGUGCAACCGUGAACGAGAUCGCGUGGUUUUGCAACUGGGUACGAGCGACGCUGGAAGAGCCCUAAAAGUGGGAAAGAUGGUUGAGAACGAUGUUGCUGGAAUUGACAUUAACAUGGGAUGUCCAAAAAAAUUUUCCAUCAACGGUGGAAUGGGUGCCGCACUUCUGAAGGAUUCGGAGAAGGCCAAAGCAAUUCUGAAAACGUUGGUCGACGCUCUCAGCAUUCCCGUUACUUGUAAAAUACGAGUAUUUUCAGAUGUCAACAAAACUCUCGAUCUCUGCGACGUCCUCGUCUCUUCUGGAAUAUCAGCGAUAACGGUGCACGGUAGAACGGUCGACGAGCGACCCCAACAUCCCAAUCGCAACGAAACGAUCAGCAGAAUUGCAAAGCAUCUGAAGAUUCCUGUGAUCGCGAAUGGCGGCUCGAAGGACAUUGAGAAACAUAAAGACAUUUUGAAAUUCAAAGAAGACACGGGAGCCAGUAGCGUCAUGCUGGCCCGAGCUGCGCAAUGGAAUUGCUCCAUUUUUCGUAAACAAGGAUUACUCCCUAUGGAGGACGUCAUCCAAGGCUAUUUGAGAUAUUCUAUUGAUUAUGACAAUGCACCUUCGAAUACGAAAUAUUGUGUGCAAAAUAUUAUCAGAGAUCUGCAGGAAUCGCCACUGGGAAAAAAAUUCUUGGCUACUCAGACGCUCGAACAAAUCUGUGAUGUUUGGGGCAUGGGCGACUACUGCAGACAAAAAAGUGAAGAAUUCCAGAGGAAAGGGCUCCAGGGUCGUUUCCACGUGGAACCGGCGUCGAGAGAUGACGAGGAGAAUGGACUGGGUACUUCGAAACGCAAGUUUGACGAUGACGAAUUGACAGUGAUGCGGUGCGCAUAUUUGAAAAAUAAUUAUUCCGCGGAUGAUGAACUACCGAAAACUCGAUUGUAUCGAUGGAUUCGUGAAAAUAAGAAAAAAAUGGCGGAAUACGACACCUGGUACGAGGAUAAAUUGUUUCGGUCUGUCGUCACUGUUGAUGGCAAAAAAUAUAGCUCGACAUUCUGGGAAAAAAAUAAAAAGUGGGCCGAACAAGGAGCUGCUCUCGUCUGCUUGUGCGCAUUGAAUAUUAUUGACAAAGAAACUCUGCGAAAAAGUGGGAACCUGCUUGGAUCCGAUUGCAAUGAAGCAAAUGCCUUGAUUGCAAAAAAACAAAAAUCCACGUGACUUGGAGCAGCGUUGUAAAUCCCUUGGCAAAAAAUUCUAUUUUCAAUAAACAAACAUCUGAUCGUGUUAACUAUUUUCCGAAA